UAGGCGGUCAAGAAAUCUCUGAUGGACACAGUCAGAGUCAGAACGACGCGGUCGCGACAUCUAAGUUCGGAUGGUGGGCGGCUAUUCCCGGAAUUCCUCCGUAUUCGCCGACAGCUGUCUACGCGUCGGCUGGCGAUGUCAAACAAGUUGAACUCCGCUCCGGUAGACAAACCUAG
Acaulospora colombiana is the source of this 176-nucleotide messenger RNA. The record is from the annotation of a GenBank genome assembly. NCBI's taxonomy places the organism in Eukaryota, Fungi, Glomeromycota, Glomeromycetes, Diversisporales, Acaulosporaceae.